AUGUCGGCUUCUCCAUCCAACCUUCAAUCGACCAAGCGUCCUCUCGAGGACCCUUCGUCGCCCUCCGGCCCCAAUGACCAGCCUGAGGCCAAGCGCCCAGCGCUGGACAAAGUAGUCAAGAGCGAUGCCGAGGCGGAAACAGAUGUAUCCAGUAGCCAGGUUCCUGCUGUCGAAGAUGCCAAGGAUACCCAGGGAGAUACCGUGGUUCCCGAUGCGCCCAAUGGCAAGGGUCUCCCUGACGAGUCGAGCUGGGUUCAUAUUCGUGCUGUGAUCUCCAGCCCGGAGGCAGCCACCGUGAUUGGAAAGGGAGGUGAGAACGUGUCCCAGAUUCGUCGUCUGUCCGGUGCCAAGUGCACUGUCAGUGAUUAUUCUCGUGGUGCAGUGGAGCGUAUCCUGACCGUCAGCGGUCCCCAGGAUGCCGCUGCCAAGGCGUUUGGUUUAAUCAUCCGUACCCUUAACAAUGAACCCCUUGAGGCCCCUUCCACAGCCCAGUCCAAGACGUACCCUCUGCGUUUGCUAAUUCCUCACAUUCUAAUCGGAUCCAUCAUCGGCAAGGGUGGUAGCCGCAUUCGCGAGAUCCAGGAGGCCUCCGGCGCUCGCCUGAACGCCUCAGAUGCUUGUCUCCCUCUGUCCACCGAACGGUCCCUUGUCAUCCUCGGUGUUGCGGAUGCUGUCCACAUCGCUACCUACUAUGUCGCCGUCACCUUGGUCGAGCAGCUGUCUGAACGUUACGGCGGUCCCGCAGCUUCGGCAUAUGCCACUCGCAGCGGUGGUCCUGCCGGUGCUGUCCCGGGUGGUAUGCAGGUUGUGCCGUACGUUCCUCAACCCGCCGGUGGCCAAUAUGGCCACCCCGAGACCUUCAAGCGUCACCCUCACUCCAACCGUGCCGGUGCCGGUGCAUUCGGUGUUCCCUACCUGCCCGGUCAGCCAGCUCCUGCUCCUGUCCCUCAGACUCCGAUGCACUUCCCCGCCGCUCCCCAUGCUCCUUACGGCGGCGCAGGACCCCACCAGCCCGCUCCCUACGUUGGCGGUCCUCAGCAGCCGACUCCUGGCCGUGGACCUCCAACUGCCCCUGCUCCUGUGGGCGGCGCCAUGCCCGGUCAGCCACUGACUCAGCAGAUCUAUAUCCCCAACGACAUGGUUGGCGCCAUCAUCGGCAAGGGUGGUGCUAAAAUUAACGAGAUACGCCAUCUCAGCGGCAGUGUCAUCAAGAUCAACGAGCCCCAGGAGAGCAGCAACGAGCGUCUGGUUACUAUUACUGGUACCGCGGAGUGCAACCAGAUGGCUCUGUACAUGCUCUAUUCCCGACUUGGUUCGUAUUCCCCUUCCCAGGAUGAAGAUUCUUGUGCCCAGGUUCUAACGGAUGGACCAGAGAGUGAGAAACACCGGAUCUAA
Molecule: messenger RNA, 1395 nt
Organism: Penicillium concentricum
Lineage: Eukaryota; Fungi; Ascomycota; Eurotiomycetes; Eurotiales; Aspergillaceae
Product: telomere maintenance protein PBP2
Exons: 3
Coding region: 1-1395 (464 amino acids)
Biological process (GO): regulation of RNA metabolic process; regulation of gene expression
Cellular component (GO): cytoplasm; nucleus
Molecular function (GO): mRNA binding
Source: RefSeq, a predicted model, not a curated record